CGUAGCCAUGAGCUCAACACAGGCAGGCACUGCAGUGUGGAACGAGGAUGAAUUUGAUGCUGUUCUCAAUGAAUUCAAUGUGGUCAUCGAUGAUCUGUCCUGCUCCGCAAAGGCUGGCACUGAAUAUGUGGAACAUUUGAAUCGGAAGAAGAGGCUGGGUGCGAUGACUGCCCGGGAUAGUGGGAUCGAUGACCCAGAGAGCACGGCAUCAUCUGCUGGUAGCAGCUUGAGCUGCAGCGUUGAGAAGCUGAACUCCGUGGACACAGCAACAACCAAAGCCAAACUUGGAGACACAAAAGAUCUGGAGGAUUUUAUUGCAGACCUGGAUCAGACAUUAGCAGACAUGAUGUAGGCCGUCGCUGAGAUGUGCCAUCGGCUGUAUCGCGUGGAAACGGUGUGUGUGUGCAGACGUUGAGGGCCGGAUGCAGCCCUGGUGAUGCUUGGAACAAUGUAGUCCAAUAUGAGCUGUGUAAGACUGAGACAUUGUGUGCUGCUGGAGUGGUUCAUGGGAAGUUGCAGCAUUGUGCAGAGCUGAAACCAGCGCAAGAAGGAAGCUUUCAAAGCUGCAACGUUGCAUUGGAUUAAUUUCUCUCGUUGCAAACAUCCUUUGUGUCGAGUUGAAAGUAAUGUCAAAGUUUGCCCCACCUGAAGCUUAACAUCAAUCGAUCCUUAUCUCCAAACUUCUGAUCUGCAAACUCCAGUGUACAUUUGUAAAAUAUGUAUUUAUCAAUUUAAAACCAAUAAAGUAGUGGAACUCUUGACCGUUAA
Amblyraja radiata (thorny skate) is the source of this 768-nucleotide messenger RNA. Its product is annotated as regulator of cell cycle RGCC-like. Bases 8 to 352 code for a protein of 114 amino acids. The transcript is spliced from 5 exons. Gene Ontology annotation, biological process: regulation of cell cycle. The record is from RefSeq and is a predicted model, not a curated record. Lineage: Eukaryota; Metazoa; Chordata; Chondrichthyes; Rajiformes; Rajidae.